UAGCUCCCUCCUUAUUAGUAGCACCAGAAGAUAUUACUCCUGAAAUAAUGAAACAAUUAGUUCAAAGCCCUGGUCAACUUCCUAACAAAUCCGACUUAGCAAAUUUCCUUAACGAAAAUCCUCCUGCAAAAAUACCGCUUUCCCCUAAUCUUUUUUUCCAAUUUAAUACAAGUCUGAUAACUAAAGAGGAACGAGAUACAUAUUUUGUACUAAGUACAGAAGUGGAAUGUACAUUACUUUAUUCAAGACUUAUAGGGCAGUUAAUUUACCCUCCUUCAUAUGGAAAAACUGAAGACUCGUAUCAUGAUUUGUGGGAUAGUAUUAUUAAAAAUACGAUAGAGAUGUUUGGAAAGCAUAACGCGAGUUUGCCAAUGCUGGAAUUUGAUCGCAAUACUAGCAAACGAACCUCAACAGGUGAAGAAAAAUCUCGUGAAGAAGCGGGAGAUCCUUCAAGAGAAUUAGUGGAUAAAUUCAAUGAUUGGACCUAUGGAGAUGCACCAUACAUCUUUGCAUAUUAUGCCGUUGGCGCCUAUGUCACAUUUGUUACUUUGCAUAAGCCUGAAAAUAAGUCGACUAAAAAAAAGAAAACUGAGCGUCGUCUAUUACCUCUUAUAGCGAAUUUAUGCCCUCCGAGGGAAUCGCCAGAAUUUCAAACAAUUCCUCGACAAAAUGGAACUAUUAUUGAACUUGGGUAUACAAUUAAGAAAAGGUUUGUGGACGAAAAGCGAGUUACUCAUUUAAAAGAAAUUUAUGGAAUAUUAAGUGCAAACAAUGUUAGAUUUUCCGACAAAUUAGAACAUUCAUCUACACAUUCUGUUAAUUUGGCGCCACGUGGAGAACAACGUGAACCAAAUGAUCUCAAAGAAUUACUGCAGGCAUUAAUUUGUACACUAACUUGUUUGAAGGGUAUGCAUGAAAUAAAGCCCAAACCGAUAAUGCACAGAGAUGUUCGAUGGCCAAAUGUUAUUUGCCAUUACGACGGAUAUCAAAGAUUUAUUUUAAUCGACUUUGACUAUGCUGACUUUUCCCCUUCUGAUGAGCCUUUAGAAGAAUUUUCUGAAAGUGAUCAUGCUCCUGAAAUGCUAAAUAAAAAGCAUGAUUUUAAGGUUGAUAUAUGGGGCAUUGGGAACUUAAUUGGUACAUGUAAUGUCACAGGCAUUCCUUCAGAACUUUCAGGUUUCGGCACAGAUUUGUGUAAAAGUAAUCCAAAUAGACGACCAACCACUUCAGUUGCUCUUGAUCAG
Messenger RNA from Dentiscutata heterogama, 1244 nucleotides. NCBI's taxonomy places the organism in Eukaryota, Fungi, Glomeromycota, Glomeromycetes, Diversisporales, Gigasporaceae. The record is from the annotation of a GenBank genome assembly.